UGGCGAUGUCAGGUUAGUUAUCAAGAAAAUUGGUUUCAAUUCAUUUAAUUUAUUUUAAUUUCGUGAAUUUCUGUUUACAUUCAUUGUGUUUCACAUAAAUUGUCAAUAAAAUUAACGUAGCAUCAAUGGAUAAAGGCAAGAAAGGAAAAAAGGCAAAGGGAAAGACCCUAAAUUUGCAAGAUUUUUUAAGUGAAAAUGGUGGCGCCGCAUCCGGUUCAUCGCUAGUGACCAAGAGUUUAUCAUGGGCUAAUGAAUGUGAAGAUGAUGAUUAUGCACCACCAAAAAUCAUAACUUAUUCCAUACCGACUGCACCGCGUUCGCAACGAGUACUAGAUGACAGUACAAUUCCACAAAAUCCCCCAUUUUUGGCCCACAUUUCGAAUUUGUCGUAUGACCUGAACGAGAAUGAUAUACAGGAAUAUUUUGAAAGUGUAACGAAUUACGAGGUGGUCUCAGUGCGGCUGCCACGUGAAGAUGGUGACACUGGCCGAAUGCGAGGCUUUGGCUACAUUGAAUUUUCCGAACGUGAGGGAUUGAUUGAGGCGGUCAGUCAACCGGAUUUGCAAUUACGAAAUCGCAAGAUUCGUAUCGAUGUGUCAAAUGAACAAGAAAAACAACGAGGUAACCGGGGACGAUACGAUAAUUUCGGUUCGUCAUCGGAAAAUCGGGACACCAAUUGGCGUGGUCGUAACCAGGACAAUGGUCAGGAUGCAGGACGUCGCAGAGAAGUUAGUGGUGUUGAAAAUGGUGGCAAUUGGCGUUCAGAUAGACCAAAAAUGGAUUCACCGCCACCGAUGCGUCGUGGUGACCGUGGUGAUCGUGGUGACCGUGGUGACCGUGGAGAUCGAUACGGCGGUGGACGCCGAAUUGAUCGUAACGAAGACCGACCAUUGGCCGAAGAAAGACCACGUUUGAAAUUGCAACCGCGCACUUUGCCGUUGCCCGAAUUCAAUUUACAAAUUGACGAACGCGAUGCGGCGGAGGCAGAAAAGGAAAAGGAACAACGAGAACGACCAAAACCAACCCCGGUUCCAUCAGCGGCAAUUUUCGGCAGCGCCAAACCAGUCGAUACGGCCGCCAAAGAUCGUGAGAUCGAAGAGCGAUUGGAACGGGAGCGUGUUGAACGUGUAGAGAGAGAAAAGCGCGAACAACAAGAAAAACGGGAAGCAGAAGAAUCUGCCGUUGAUGAAGAAGAGGCUGCUGCCACUGAAACCGCCACUGCUGCCAAACAAACAGAUGAUGAAAACCCUGAAGAGGAAGAGGGUAACGAGGCGGAGGGAAAUGAGGAAAAGAAACCAGAAGAAAAACCAGAAAUCAUAAGUUGGCGCACUAGAAAACCGGAAGAUGAUGCUGCAGCACAAAGACCACCGUCACCUGCUCGCAAGAGAUACAGCCCAGAUCGUAAUAAUAGAAGAAGGCCAAAUGAUGACCGAGAUCGACGCAACAACCGGGACAGGGGCGACAGAGAUAACAGAAGUAAUAAUUAUAAUCGCGAUAACAAGCGGGACUACAAUCGUGAUUACCAUCAAAGAAGUGACAGAAAUGACAGAAAUGACAGAAACGAUAGAAAUGAUAGAAAUCAAUCGAGAAAUCAGCCAAGAAAUUAUAAUAACCGAGGGCCACCACAACCACGCGAUGACCGAGAUAAUCGAGAGAACCGAGACAAGCCAAGACGUUCGUCGAACUCAGGAGAUGAUGUUGAAAAUCGAAUGCCCAAAUUGAAACCAGACGUGAAACCUAAAUUGCAAAUGUCAAAUGCAUAUGAAAUCUUCAACGACGAAACAUCUGAAUAAGAAGGCGGUGCUCACUAUAAUUCAUACAAUUUACACAGCAUUAAAGAGCAUCAACAACAUUUAAACAAAUUAUAAUUUACUAAAUGAACAAGGGAUAAAGAAAAUUAUUAAUAAUAAAUGAAAAUGAAGACAAAAACAACACAACAAAACAUCCGUACCGCAUUAAGAUGAAGAAGAAGAAAGAGAAAAAAUAAAAAUAAAAAUAAAGCAUGAGAGAGAGAAAAAAAAACAGUAAAAGAAAAACUAGCUACAUACGAAAGAAAAACAAUCGAUAUCUUUCUAUCUGCUCAAUUUGGAGCUGCAAUACAGAAAAAAAAACAAACAAACAAAAUAUGAAGAGAAUAUUUCAAAAAGAAUAAUUCACAUUUAAAAACAAACGCUAAAACUAAAAACGAAAAGUGAAUAUUUCCGUAAAAAUUGAAUACAUCGUUAGAUGGUCUUUUGUGUCUUUUUUGAGUUGAUUGUGCGUAGUUAAAUGUGGAUUUUAAUUGUCGAAAUAUAAACAUUUGUAAGCAACUUUUAAUUUAUCAUUCAAAUAUUCAGAUAUAAUAAAAUCAAACGAAGUUAAAAAAAAAAUAAA
Molecule: messenger RNA, 2373 nt
Organism: Sitodiplosis mosellana (orange wheat blossom midge)
Lineage: Eukaryota; Metazoa; Arthropoda; Insecta; Diptera; Cecidomyiidae
Product: eukaryotic translation initiation factor 4B-like
Exons: 6
Coding region: 126-1793 (555 amino acids)
Molecular function (GO): RNA binding
Source: RefSeq, a predicted model, not a curated record